CAAGGACUCGAUAUUCAUCAUGAAACAGUAAAGCAUGCUGAAAAUUUUGUUAAUCCUGUUACGGACGUCCAUACUCGAAGUAUUAAACGAUUGUGGGGUUAUUUAAAGAACAAAAAGAAUUUUCCAAUUCAUUAUACCGACGAUCUGUGCGAUUCUUAUUUAUGUGCCUUUAUGUAUAAAAAGCUUUUGAAAUGGAAAACAUUAAAACCAGGAGAACGAUUUGAAUUGUUUCUUCAGCAUUUAAGUAAGAUUUAUCCUGGAGCCAGUCGUGUGCCAAUAUGAAAGGAACCAGAAACUGUUCCCUCAGCCCCAAAAGCUAUCACCACGAAGGAAAAUGUAAAGAGAAAAAAAGAAGAAACGUGUGUUAAAAGCAAAGGGAAAGAAUCAACUGAAUUAACAAAGCAGGAUGCCACUACUGAUGUCAGAGAAUCUACUUUUAUGUACAAGAAGCAUAAUAAAAUGGAGUAAAACUAUAUUAAUUUUAAUUAUGGAGAGUGAAUUUCAACAGAGUUUUAAUAUAAGGGAUAGUUUUGGUUGUAAUAAUGCAAUAGAUUGUAAGAAAGAAGAAAUAAACAAGAAUUACAGUAUUAAAUCAGACUGUCGAGUUGUUUUGAAAAGAUUGAAUAUUAAAGUAAAGAUUGAAGAUUGCAGCAAAGUUCACUUCCAAGAUGAAUAUUUAAAGCUUACGGAAAAGAAUAAAUUCUUCACUCCUGAGAAAAUAUUUAAUGAAGCAAAGAUCCAAAUUAAGGAGAAAGAACAGAGUGAGAAAUAUGAUAAUCAGCAUUAUCCCAAAACAGCAAAAUGUUAUAAAUACAAGAUCGAUGGGAGGAGGUACAAUUUUUCAAAUAAAAAAUUUGAUAAAAUCCAAAUGAAUAUUAAAAAGAAAUACUUCAAGGUAAUGUGCACAUCUCUUUCUAAAGAAGACUUCAUGUGUAAUUUAUGUACUCAGAUGUUCACAAAUUACAAGGUAUUGCGAGCCCAUCUGUUCUUUCAUGUUGGAAACAAACCGUUUCACUGCACAACCUGUAAUCGAAUGUUUUACUGGGAAUUUCUUCUGCGAAGACACAGGAAAGAACAUGAAAUUGAAAAUCAAAUCCAAAUUGAUAAUAAAAAAUUUGAGUUGCAGUCAUCUUCAAAAUACCUUCUAGAACCUGUCGAACAGUGGAAGCCAUUUCAAUGUGACAUUUGUGGUAAGCGCGUUAUGACAUUUAGCCGACUAGAGAUGCACCAUAAAACACAUUCAUCUUAUACUUGUAAAAUAUGUGAAAAGGAAUUCAGACAGGAAUCUCAUUUGAGAAAUCAUCUGAUAAUGCAUAGCGAAGACAGACCUUUCAAAUGUGAUAUUUGUAAUAAGCGUUUUAAAACAAAAUGCAAUUGGAAAUAUCGUAAAGCAGUUCAUAGCGAUAAAAGUGACUAUCGUUGUGAGCUAUGUAAGGCGAGUUUUAAAGCAGAACAGCCUUUAAGCAACCACAUGGAAAAACAUAGCAAGUACGACUAUUCUUGUGAAAUCUGUAACAGACCUUUUAAAUCAAACAACUCUCUGUGUAAUCACAGAGCAAGACAUGGUAAUAAAUGUAAAUACUUUUGAGAGAAGUGAAAAGCAAGCCUUACGUAUAAAAAUAAUUUUAUAAGACAUUGCUGUUAGGGAUUGCAUUACCGAUAAAUGGGUAAAAAUUGGUUGGUAAAUAUACUGAAAAGAUAUUUUUUACUGGUAAAAUUGGUAAAAAUUAUUCAGAUGUAUCAUAAUAUUUUAAAGUCAAAUAUUUAUUUUUAUAUACUUUCGAUAUUUAUUUCUUUGUAUAUAUUAAAGACAUUUUUAAAGAAUUGUAUUAUAGCACUUAGCUGGACAGUUUAGCAAUUUGAUUCUUCAUUAUAAUGCCUAGAGUGCAAUAGCCAGUUUGGUUGACAAAAUGGAACAUUUAUUUGAAUGCGACCACUAGAAAUGGCCACUUUUAACCUAUUUGAUGUUGAAAUUUUUAUUUGUUGCCUGUGACGCCAUGUUGAAUUUUCGUGGAUGUUAAAUUUUUGUUUAAAUAAUAAUUGUGUUUACUAUAUC
Messenger RNA from Centruroides sculpturatus (bark scorpion), 2056 nucleotides. RefSeq names its product zinc finger protein 99-like. Lineage: Eukaryota; Metazoa; Arthropoda; Arachnida; Scorpiones; Buthidae. Gene Ontology annotation, biological process: regulation of transcription by RNA polymerase II. The transcript has 5 exons. The record is from RefSeq and is a predicted model, not a curated record. The coding region runs from base 407 to 1588 and encodes 393 amino acids. Gene Ontology annotation, molecular function: DNA-binding transcription factor activity, RNA polymerase II-specific; RNA polymerase II transcription regulatory region sequence-specific DNA binding. Gene Ontology annotation, cellular component: nucleus.